CGUUUCCCCUGGUAAUCGCAUAAUCUUUAAGGCCACUGAAAAUAUGCAGAGUACCAACGAUGAAAAUAUGAACUAGAAGUUGAAGGAUGUCAACUGAGCGACUGAUGGAUCCGCAGCAUCAAGACGUGAAAUUUGCUCCUCCUUCUGACACAAACAACACCGAUAUGCACCACGACAUCAAAGUCAGUGUGUACGAUCCUCAACCAAUCGAUCACAAACGAUCAAGGUAUCCCUACUGCAUCGUGUGGACGCCUAUUCCGUUUUUAACAUGGAUUUUCCCAUUCAUAGGCCACAUGGGCAUAGCUACAUCGUCCGGGAUCAUCCGAGACUUUGCAGGCCCCUAUUUUGUAUCAGAAGAUGACAUGGGAUUUGGCAAGCCAACAAAAUACUGGAUGUUGGACCACAACAAGGCUAAGUCCAACGCCUGGGACAUAAGCAUCUCAGAGGCAUCGGAGGAAUACAAAACUAGAAUGCACAAUCUUUGUUGCGACAACUGUCAUUCCCACGUUGCCAUGGCGCUGAACCUGAUGCAGUACAAGAGACAGAGUUGGAACAUGGUCAAACUGUGCUUUCUCAUGCUAAUAUAUGGCCGAUACGUCGGGUUGGGUGGGUUCCUCAAGACGUGGUUGCCGUCGGUGAUACUGUAUGGUAUUGUUGUGACAUUGGUGUUGGUUGUCUGAUGGAUUUUCCUUGCCACACUCGGAGCCCUAGAAGUGGUCGGCCAUCAUCAAAACCAGUGCCAAAUUGUCAAUCCGGUCAAAAUCGUUCAUGGUGGAACUUAGUAUCGUGAAAAGUUGGAGAUUUUCUGAAAUAAAAAUUUUUCAUUAAUUUCUGUCAACACUGGCCAUGAGCAACAGACCUAAAACGUAAUGACUUCACUUUGUUGACAUAUGCUCUUUAUUCUGGCAGUGAGGUCUAUGGAGUCCACAUAGGAAAGCUCACAUUGAAAGAAAGCUUGACGUCACUAUGUUUUAGGUCUAAUGCUCAUGGGCGGGGCUGGGAUUUUCCUGGGGGAAGGAACUGUGGAAAUCCAGGCCAGACUUACUUUUAGAUGAGGGAGUUGCUAUUGAAUUUGCUUGCAUGUUGAUUGGAUGGGUCUUGGAGCUAACCCCCAAAAUAAUGACAUCUGUGAUUCUUUCUGCUGUAUUCUAAGGGUGUUGAAGUUAAGAAUAAACUAAUUUCCAUUUUUUGGGGGCCUGGUCUUACUAACAUUUAAAGUUGGUGCCAACUGCUCUUCCCCCGGCACCAAAUCUUCUCCUAAUAUUGGAGGUUAAGGGUCAAGUGAAAGUAUUUGGAAUAUAGACCUUUCUGUUGUAUAUAAACUGUGAGCCAUAUGUUACGGGCAGCCAAAGUUUGCAGAAAUGUCACACUUCAUUGGCAACACAUUUUGCCUCGUUACAGUUUGCUCCAUCAGUGUCAAAAUGGGAGGCAUUAAGUUUCGAGAAAUGUUAAGUAUAUGUAUUUGCCUGGGAUUUUUAAACACUUUGAAUUAUUCUGCCGGCUCUGUCCUCACGAUGAGCCAUGGUUUGCCAAUGGUUGGCAAAACUAUACAAAGUUCUGAUGCAAUAAAAGAAGUUGUUAAUCUUGUGGCUUCUGUACAUAAGUCACCCCCUCAACAGGGAUAAAGGGGGAGGCUGGACCAACAUAGUGCCAAGAUAAAAGUGACAGGAAUUUUUACCACGCAAUUGUUCAGUUUUAACAGUGUCGUACUGUUGUAACCCGAUAUAUAAUAGGUUAAUGAGUUUUAAAUCAUUAUUCCUUGCCAAGAUGUGGUGAGAGAAGUCUGUACUCCGUUCUGUCAUUUGUAAAUACAUUGUAUUUUUGUCUGUUAGCAUAUGUAUGUAAAUGUACAAACUUGUCUUUGAAUUAUGUAAAUUUUUAAUGAGAAAUAACAACUUAAUAAUAUGAACUACUUCAGGUAAUUUUAAACGAUCAAUUUGAGGGGAAUCGCUAGUGAUACAUCUUCGCAAUGGAUUUCUAUGUACGAUGUUUCAUGGUAAUUGAUACCCAUCAAAGAAGUUGAUUAAAUAUCAAAAUGUUUGAAAGCA
Molecule: messenger RNA, 2048 nt
Organism: Acanthaster planci (crown-of-thorns starfish)
Lineage: Eukaryota; Metazoa; Echinodermata; Asteroidea; Valvatida; Acanthasteridae
Product: transmembrane protein 222-like
Source: RefSeq, a predicted model, not a curated record